Messenger RNA from Coniosporium apollinis CBS 100218, 1590 nucleotides. RefSeq lists its product as uncharacterized. Gene Ontology annotation, biological process: carbohydrate transport; transmembrane transport. NCBI's taxonomy places the organism in Eukaryota, Fungi, Ascomycota, Dothideomycetes. Bases 1 to 1590 code for a protein of 529 amino acids. The transcript has 3 exons. Gene Ontology annotation, cellular component: membrane. The record is from RefSeq and is a predicted model, not a curated record. Gene Ontology annotation, molecular function: carbohydrate:proton symporter activity.
AUGCGUUUCGCUCCCAAAUCCAACCGCCAGACCGGCGAUCUCAGCCGCGUCGAAGCUCCUGUCACGGCCAAGGCCUACCUGCUUUGUGCUUUCGCCUCCUUCGGUGGUAUCCUCUUCGGAUAUGACUCUGGCUACAUCAGCGGCGUUCUCGGCAUGAACUUCUUCAAGCAAGAGUUCGGCUCGCCAGGCUCUCUUGAUGAAACUGCUUACAACGGCUACCUCUACAAGACAUGGGAGAAGUCCCUCAUUACGUCGAUCUUGUCAGCUGGUACCUUUUUCGGUGCUCUCUUCGCAGGCUCUCUUGCCGACUGGCUUGGACGUCGGAUCACCGUCAUUCUUGGUUGCGCGGUCUUUUCUCUCGGUGUCAUCCUCCAGGUCGCCUCUACGUCAGUCUCCCUGCUUGUCGUCGGUCGUCUCAUCGCUGGCAUCGGCGUGGGUUUCGUCUCGGCUGUCAUCAUCCUCUACAUGUCUGAGAUCGCACCGAAGGCUGUCCGCGGCGCCAUAGUUUCCGGCUACCAGUUCGCCAUCACCAUCGGCCUCCUCCUCGCUGCGGUAGUCAACAACAGCACGAAGGACCGCAUGGACACUGGCUCGUACCGCAUCCCAAUCGCUAUCCAGUUCCUAUGGGCGUUAAUCCUCGGCGUGGGCCUGUUCUUGCUCCCAGAGUCGCCCCGUUGGUAUGUGAAGAAGGACCGCCUUGAAGAGGCCACGAAAGCCCUCGCUCGGCUACGUGGACAGCCCGUCGAUUCCGAAUACAUCAAGGAUGAGCUGGCCGAGCUUGUCGCCAACUACCACUAUGAGAUCUCUAACAUGCAGGCGACAUGGGCCGACUGCUUCCGUGGCGGCUUUAAGCCAUCCGGCAAUCUCCGCCGUGUUCUUCUUGGCAUGGCUCUACAGAUGAUGCAGCAGCUUACUGGUGUCAACUUCAUUUUCUACUACGGCACAACCUUCUUCCAGCAAGUCGGCAUCAAGGACAGCUUCCUCAUAGGCAUGAUCACCACGAUUGUUAACGUGUGCUCCACUCCUAUCUCCUUCUGGACCAUCGAGAAGCUUGGUCGUCGUACUCUUCUCAUCUAUGGCGCCAUCGGUAUGGCCGUGUGCGAGUUCCUCGUUGCCAUUAUCGGCACUGCCACCGGCGAAGGCUCAAAGGCCGCCGGCACCUGCCUCAUCGUGUUCGUCUGCUUCUAUAUCUUCUUCUUCGCCUCGACCUGGGGUCCUGGCGCCUGGGUGCUUAUCGGCGAGAUCUUCCCGCUGCCCAUCCGCGCCAAGGGUGUCGCUCUUUCGACCGCCUCCAACUGGCUAUGGAACUUCGGCAACCUCAAGUCCAAGGUCUUCUUCGUCUGGGGCGCUACCUGCACCGCCUGCGUCCUCUUCGCCUGGUUCUUCGUUCCGGAGACAAAGGGUCUCUCGCUCGAGCAGGUCGACCAGAUGCUCGAGGAGACCACCCCUCGCACCUCCUCUAAGUGGGUGCCGCAUGGUACCUUCGCCGACGACGCCACGAGGCACGACAUGGGCAAGAUCACCGAGGCAGUUGCGGAGAAGGAGACUGUCGAGGCACGUGUUUCCGAGAAGGGUGAGGACCACGUCUAG